Molecule: messenger RNA, 1796 nt
Organism: Ooceraea biroi (clonal raider ant)
Lineage: Eukaryota; Metazoa; Arthropoda; Insecta; Hymenoptera; Formicidae
Source: RefSeq, a predicted model, not a curated record
AAAUUGUAUAUUACGAAAAAGCUGAUCUUAGUCUUCAAUUUAUAAUAUUUAUUUUACAGAAGGAUUGCCACCGCAGUUCUCCUCCGCCACAGGUCACCAACGAAGAAAAUGAAGAUUAAUAUAAAAAAUAAAGAAACAUAUUCAAAAUAUAUAUACAGAUAUGAUAAAAAAUAAAAGAACAUUUAUAUAUAAAUAACAAUUUUAUUCCUCAUCGCCUCUUCCGUUCCUUUGCAUGAUUUCAAGAACUUAAUUUUGCACCUUGCUAUACUCAUGAUCGUGAUUUCAUACGUACAAAGUUAAACUAUUAUAUUCAACAAUAGUUAGUUCGAUAACAAAACUGUAAUUUCAAAACUUUUCUCUCUCAUUUUUCACAUAAUCUCCACCCACCGCGCCUCUAACCAAUCGCUUUGUGAUGUCUCCCCUCCACCAUCUAAAACCUCAAAUUUUGAAACCCAUCUCUUUGCCACGCCCCCACCCACGCCUCUGACCAAUCGCUUUACGCGAUGUCCCCAUCCAAAAACUCAAAUUUGCGGUAAACUCCUCCACCCAAGACAUUUCCCUAAUAUAAAAGAGUAAGGACUUCAAGUAAAGUUCUUUGUAAGAAAAAUCUGUGCGAAAAGUAAAAGUGUUGUGGAAAAAAGUUUCUCAAAAUGGAACUCUACCAAUUCGAAGAUGUUGUGGCAGAAUCUUCGCAAGUGGCAACAUUGAGUGAAUAUUUCACGUGGCAGCAACGUUGUGACGAGUGCAUCGAGCGAUUAGAGGAACAAUGUCGUGCUAAACGUCCACGACUAUCUCUCGGACGCAAUCACUCGUUAGUGGCUCGAAUCGCACGGCUCGAGGGAUUGAAGAAGGAAUUGGAAACACGCUUCAUACAUGUCGGUAGCGGUGACCACGCCGAACAGCCUUCCAACAUAAAACUCUCUUGGCGAGAGAUUGAUACCGCGUUCAAAAACCGUGUUCUGACCGGUGCAGUGAUAAGCGUGGAUUACAUCGACCCGCGACGAUUCCUGGAGGACGUUCGUGAUGUAGUGCUGGAGCAUGUGCGCAACGCUAUUGAACAACACAACAGCGUAAAAGUGAAUACCAUGUUCAAUGGGGAGUUCGUGGCGGGUGAGAAGACCGCCAAUAAAAGUAUCAAUACACGAAACCGCGAACUCUUUAAGACAUCGGAUUUGCAAGAGUGGUUCACGCAAUACGUGAUCGAACCCACCCUGGCGUCUCUCGAGGAGUUCCAGGAACGCGAUAGCGGGUGGGCAUUGUCGCGUAUAUUGAACUUGACCAUCAACGUGAACAGAUACAAUCCAAUGCACGCUGGAUGUCAAAUCAAAAUACCGAAGGAGAUAAAGCUGAAGAAAGCAGUGGUGAACGUGCAAUCGAAGGACAAUGCGUGUUUCGCGUGGUCGGUGGUCGCCAUUCUGUAUCCAGCGGAAAGACAUACGGAACGUAAAUCUUCCUAUCCGCAUUAUACAACGGUGCUGAAUCUCAAGGGCAUAGAGUUUCCAGUGUCGCUGAAGCAAAUAAAAAAAUUUGAGCUUCUGAACGACAUCUCGGUAAACGUAUACGCCGCCCAGGAGAAGAAGGAGGAAGAGGAAAAACUCACGAUUGUGCCGAUAAGACUCGCUGACGAGAAGAAGUGCAAGCAUGUGAACCUGCUAUACAUGCAGGAUCCGCUUGACAACGUGGAACAUUUCGCUUGCAUCAAGAAUCUGUCUCGGACGGUGAGCUCGCAACUUAGCAGCAAUAAACGAAAAAAAUACAUUUGUGAUCGGUAAGUAGCGUUAUUAUACCUUUAUAUA